Gopherus flavomarginatus (Mexican gopher tortoise) is the source of this 1857-nucleotide messenger RNA. It is a transcript of the gene SMTNL1, whose product is annotated as smoothelin like 1. Gene Ontology annotation, biological process: actin cytoskeleton organization. Gene Ontology annotation, cellular component: filamentous actin; microtubule organizing center. Lineage: Eukaryota; Metazoa; Chordata; Testudines; Testudinidae. The transcript has 10 exons. Gene Ontology annotation, molecular function: protein binding. The record is from RefSeq and is a predicted model, not a curated record. The coding region runs from base 102 to 1712 and encodes 536 amino acids.
CUGCCCCGGGAUGGGGGAUGUGCCAAGGGUGGUGACACAAAGAGCGGGACAGAAGAGGAUUGAGCCCAGAACCAGCCUGCCCCGUGGAGCAGCCAGCAGAGAUGGAGGAACAGGAAGGUGCACCCAGGCUGACAGCAGAGGAGCCCGGGGCCACAGCUAAGGAGGCUGAAGCGGUGGCUGGAACUGGAGCCAAGGAGGUGGCUCGGGGUGGGGAUGGACUGGGGGAGAAGGGGAGAGCAGGGAAUUCUGGGAGCAAUGCUAAGGGGGACAUUCAGGCUGGGGGAGUAGGGGAUUGUGAGAGUGAUGCUAAGGGAGGCGGUGAGGCCAGCAAAGCUGGGGAUUCUGGGAGCGAUGCAAAGGGAAGUGGUGAGGCUGGGGGUGCAGGGGAUUCUGGGAGCUAUGCUAAGGGAGGCAGUGAGGCCAGCAGAGCUGGGGAUUCUGGGAGCGAUGCUAAGGGAGGUGGUGAGGCCAGCAGAACAGGGGAUUCUGGGAGCGAUGCUAAGGGAGGCAGUGAGGCCAGCAGAACAGGGGAUUCUGGGAGCGAUGCUAAGGGAGGCAGUGAGGCCAGCAGAGCAGGGGAUUCUGGGAGAGAUGCUAAGGGGGGUGGUGAGGCCGAGGGAGCAGGGGAUUCUGGGAGAGAUGCUAAGGGGGGUGGUGAGGCUGGGGGAGCAGGGGAUUCUGGGAGAGAUGCUAAGGGGGAUGGUGAGGCCGAGGGAGCAGGGGAUUCUGGGAGAGAUGCUAAGGGGGAUGGUGAGGCCGAGGGAGCAGGGGAUUCUGGGGCUGGGGCAGAGGAGAGGGCAGAGGGUGGAAAGAGGACUGGGGCAGAGGAGAGGGAGGCAGUAGGUGGAUCUGGGCUUGAGCCCCAGGAUGGGGCUGGAGGGGCUGAGCCAGAGAUGCAAGAGGCUGAAGCCGAGAGGACCAACGGUGCCGUGGCCAGAGAGGGGCAUGGUGGGAGCACCUCAGAGGAGCCGCUGUCCCCAGAGAUGGGGGGCGAGGAGGAGGAGUGGGAUGAGCCUGCACCCAGCUCCCCCGACGAGGGGCUGGCCAGCCCCACAGGGGACGCUGCCUUUGGGAAGGAGACUGGGGCCUCCCAACCGGGAGGCACCUCCCAAGGCCGAGAAGCCGCUCCUGGUGGCAGCACCAGCACUGAAGGGACAGCCCAGCAGGACAGCGUGCAGAGCCCUGCACCUGAAGGAGUUGCACCUCCCAAGGAGAAGCCAAAGAGACCAGCGCUGGAUCGGAGGGAGCUGACCCGACCCCGCCUGGCACCCAGGGCCCAGUCCCGCAAGGACCUUGUGGAGAAAUUUGGGGGGGCAGCCAGCGGCCCUGCCCCCAACAUCAAGAAGACAGGAGGUGCCAAUACCAUCAAGAACAUGCUGCUGGAGUGGUGUCGUGCCAAGACGCGUGGCUAUGAGCACGUGGACAUCCAGAACUUCUCCUCCAGCUGGAGCAGCGGCUUGGCCUUCUGCGCCCUCGUCCACAAGUUCUUCCCUGAUGCCUUUGACUACACAGCCCUCGACCCGGCCAAUCGCAGGGAGAACUUUGCCCUGGCUUUUGCCACUGCUGAGAAGCAUGCCGACUGCGCCCCACUGCUGGAGGUGGAGGACAUGGUGCGCAUGAGCGUCCCAGACUCCAAGUGCGUCUACACCUACAUCCAGGAGCUGUACCGCAGCCUGGUGGACAAGGGGCUGGUGAAGACCAAGAAGAAAUGAGGUCUGUCUUGGGGCUCUUCCCCAAUGUGGCAGCUCCUCCACUGGUGACUCUCCUCAGCCAUCUCCUGCCUGCCCCCCUCCCCACAGCUCACGUGUGCACGCGAGACCCUGGCAGAUCCAGUAAAGCAGAACUGCUCCAAGCUCA